AUCGCUUUCGACGACGACGACGAGGAAGGAAGGAAGCAAAGGAAGAAGAAGAAGCAAAAGGAAAACAGCUCCGUUGGUUGGGAACGUUCGCCCCUCCUCCUCCUCCUCCUCCCAAUUUCCUCCGCCGUCAACGCCUCCCCCUUCCGCCUCCGCCCUCCCUUCGAUCGCCGCCCGCCGCCCGCCGACCGCCGACCGCCGAUCUCCGAUCCCGACCGAUGGCCACCUCCGGCAACAAGAACAUCAAUGCCAAACUGGUGCUUCUUGGAGAUGUUGGAGCUGGAAAAUCUAGCUUAGUACUGCGGUUUGUUAAAGGCCAGUUCGUUGAAUUUCAGGAAUCCACCAUCGGCGCUGCCUUCUUUUCUCAGACUUUGGCUGUAAAUGAUGCAACUGUGAAGUUUGAGAUCUGGGAUACAGCUGGCCAAGAGAGAUACCACAGCUUGGCUCCCAUGUACUAUAGAGGAGCUGCAGCAGCAAUCAUUGUGUAUGACAUGACAAACCUAGCAUCAUUUGAGCGAGCCAAAAAGUGGGUUCAAGAACUUCAGGCACAGGGUAACCCUAACAUGGUUAUGCUCGCCGGAAAUAAAGCAGAUUUGUUGGAUGCCCGGAAGGUUACAGCUGAGGAAGCACAAACAUAUGCCCAAGAACACGGUCUCUUCUUUAUGGAAACAUCUGCAAAAACUGCUGCAAACGUCAAUGACAUUUUCUAUGAAAUAGCUAAAAGACUACCCAGAGCUCAGCCAGCACCGAACCCGUCAGGAAUGGUUCUCAUGGACAGACCUGCCGAGAGGGCGGCAGCUGCAUCGUGUUGUUCUUAAAGUAGCCUUUGUCUGUGCUUUCUGUAAAAGCCCAUGACGCCUUCUCCCCCAAAAUGCAUGAUGAAUUUUCGUCACUCAGAUGUUGUCUCUGCCGAAAUAUCGCGGAAUUGUACAUGCUAUGUUAAUUUAGGCCCCUCUUAUGCACAGUGUUAUCAAGGGCGUGUGAUAUAUAAUCUUUCAUAUAUAAAUGUAAUGACUAUGGUUUGGCUCCUAUAUUGUUCUAUGCUCGUGAGGAUUGCGAACCAGUUUCGGUGCCCUUAAUGAUAUUCUGACUUACGAUC
Eucalyptus grandis is the source of this 1096-nucleotide messenger RNA. RefSeq names its product ras-related protein RABF2b. Gene Ontology annotation, molecular function: GTPase activity; GTP binding. The record is from RefSeq and is a predicted model, not a curated record. Lineage: Eukaryota; Viridiplantae; Streptophyta; Magnoliopsida; Myrtales; Myrtaceae.